AUGUGUGGUGUCGUCGCCGUGGGCGGUGCGAGGCGCGUUAAUGAUGGAAGACGUAGUCGCGCUUCGCGGGUUGCUGGACGCAGGCGCAGCCCCCGACGAACCGUGCGGCUACUUAAACGAGACGCCCCUCCACUUGGCCGCCGCCUGCUGCAACUUCAACUGCGCACUCGAGCUGCUGCUGCGCGGCGCCAACCCCAACGCGUGCGACAGAAACGGAGAGACGCCGCUGCACAGAGCGGCGGCGCACGGCAGCGCGUCCGUGCUGUGGCUGCUGCUGCACCACGGCGGCGCGAGCGUGGACGCGCGCUGCUGCCGCCAGGAGACGGCCCUGCACCGCGCCGCCCUCGGCGGCCACGCCCACUGCGCCGAGGUCUCCGCCCGCUGCACUACGCCGCUACGACUGGCAACUACAAAAGCAUUCGGCUGCUGGCCGACUGCGGGGCUGACAUCAACGCGCGCACCGGAAACGGAAACACCGCCCUGCACAUCGCCUCAUCGCGCGACAGCCCGACGUGCGUGGAGGAGCUGGUGCGGCACGGGGCGGACCUGCACGCGCCUGACAAACGCGGCCUGACGCCGCUGCACGUGGCCGCUGCGCACGGCCGCGUCGAGGUGCUGCGCGAGCUGCUGCGCCUGGGCGCGCGCACCGACCUGCGCGCGCAGCAAAUCACGCCGCUCAUGAUCGCCGUGGAGAGGCGAGACGAGGAGUGCGGACGAGCGCUCAUCGAGGCAGGAGCAGAUGUGUCUGGAGGCACUCUUUUGGGAUAUUUGAAUCUGCUGAGUCAUAGAGAAAGCCCUCAGAACACACAAGAAGAUCAAAAUGAUAAUUUACUCAGUAGUACAUAGUAUUACAACAAGUAUAUUAUAUUAUUAAAAUCUUUCUUUUCCUUGAUCGGUAUUGAAAUGCAUGUAAACUAUCCUAGUUUUGGUAAAUAGUAUUAUUUUGUUGUUGACAAGAGCAAUUAUAUUUUUUAUUCUUGCUUAUCAGUAUUAUUAGACAUAUUCAAUUUUUCUUAAUAUUUUAGAUAAAUUAGUAUAAUAAAGUUUUAAAUUGAUAUUGUGCCUAUUUGUGAUAUUUUAUGUAUUUUAUUAAAUAUUUUAUAUUUGUAAUAAAUAAUAUAUUAAUA
Molecule: messenger RNA, 1127 nt
Organism: Gryllus bimaculatus (two-spotted cricket)
Lineage: Eukaryota; Metazoa; Arthropoda; Insecta; Orthoptera; Gryllidae
Source: the annotation of a GenBank genome assembly